Molecule: messenger RNA, 552 nt
Organism: Carica papaya (papaya)
Lineage: Eukaryota; Viridiplantae; Streptophyta; Magnoliopsida; Brassicales; Caricaceae
Product: Plant invertase/pectin methylesterase inhibitor superfamily protein
Molecular function (GO): enzyme inhibitor activity
Source: RefSeq, a predicted model, not a curated record
AUGUUGAAGCCAAUCACCGGCUUCGUCGUCGUCUUGGUUUCUCUCACAGCCUGCCUCUCCUUCUACCCAAUUGCCGCAGCUGGUCCCGACCCAAUCGCCGCAGUCUGCCGGAAAUCCAAAGACCGGAAUCUCUGCGUCAACAGCUUCCAGUCCAAGCUCAAUGGCCGAGUAGCCCCCCCCACUGAGCUCGCCAUCAUCGCGCUCAGGCUGGCGGCGUCAAACUCCACGGAUACGUCGCAGUUCGUGAAGAACAUGCUCGACGGCGGAUACGACUUGGAUCCCGCCGUCGACUACUCCCUCAACGAUUGUCAGCAGGGAUACCUUGACGCCGUGGAGCAGCUGGACAACUCGCUGGCCGCCUUGCUUGCCAAUGCUUACGCCGACGUGAGUGCGUGGGUGAACGCGGCGAUCGCCGACGUGCAAACGUGCCAGAACUCGUUGAACGGGCAGCCGGAGACCCAGCCGGGGAUGGCUCGGAGGAAUGCGAACGCGCUUGUUCUGUGCGAAAAUGCACUGAUCGUCAUUGACAUGUUGGCUAACAAAAGCUUAUGA